AUGUCAGAUGAAAACAAUUACAUUGAGGUUCAAGAUAUUCCUUCUCCUGGACAAUCCAUUGGUAGCAAUUCUAACGGCAACGAAUCGAUGAAUAAUUCAAGUGGCGAUGAUGGAAACGAAUUCAAUGCCUCAGAAGAAGAAAGAGAAGUUGAAAGGGAGGAGGAAAAUGAUGAACAGCAUGAACUGGAAGAUGUAAAUGAUGAAGAGGAGGAAGAUAAGGAGGAAGAAGGAGAAGAAAACGGGGCAGUAAUGGAUGUGGAAGAGGAAGAAGGAGAAGAUCAACAACAACAACAACAGCAGCAGCAACAGCAAGGCGGAGAUAACGAUGAAGAUGGAGAUGGAGAUGAAGAUGAAGAUGGAGAUGAAGAUGAAAAUGAAGAAGAUGAAGAAGAUGAAGAAGAAGAGGAUGAUGAUGAUGAUGAUGAUGAUGGAGAAGAGGAUGACGAGGAGGAAGAGAACAGUAGUAAUUUUGUGGGUUCGGACAGUUCUGGAGGAGAUGAUAAUGAAGGGGACGGUGUGAAGGAUGAAGCAAAAGACAAACAAGCUGAUGUUCGUCGUGAAACAUUGGAACGAGAACAAAAGGACGUCGAUAAAGCCGUAACAAAGGCCACUUAUGAAGAAAAUGAGAAUAGUCAGCUUUUGGAUAACAUGGAGAAUGUUAAUUACGAUCUUUUGCAAAAGCAAGUCAAAUAUGUUAUGGACAGUAACAUGUUAAAUAUGUCUCAAUUCCAACAUUUAUCUCAAGAAGAAAAGAUUUCAGCCAUUUUAGCAAUUUUGAAUUCAAACUCGGAUAUUGCUCUUUCUUCCCCUAUGCAGGAAACUACUGUAGCAACAACAGCUACUGCCUCAGUUACAAGUGGAACAAGAAACAAUGAUCAAAGAAAACCUCCGCUAUCUGAUGCUCAAAGACGCAUGAGAUUUCCCAGGGCAGAUUUAUCUAAGCCAAUUACUGAAGAAGAACACGACCGUUAUGCAGCUUAUCUGCACGGAGAAAACAAGAUAACAGAAAUGCACAAUAUUCCGCCCAAGUCAAGGUUGUUUAUUGGUAAUUUACCGCUAAAAAACGUUUCUAAAGAAGACUUAUUUAGGAUAUUCUCUCCAUAUGGCCAUAUCAUGCAGAUCAAUAUCAAAAAUGCUUUUGGGUUUAUUCAGUUUGAUAAUCCUCAAAGUGUCAGGGAUGCAAUUGAAUGUGAAUCACAAGAAAUGAAUUUUGGGAAAAAGUUGAUCUUAGAAGUUUCAAGUUCGAAUGCCCGUCCGCAAUUUGAUCAUGGUGAUCAUGGUACGAACAGCAGUUCUACUUUUAUUUCUUCUGCUAAACGACCAUUUCAGACCGAAUCUGGUGAUUUAUAUAAUGACGACAAUGGUGCUGGUUACAAGAAGUCCAGAAGACAUACCGUUUCAUGCAACAUUUUUGUUAAAAGAACCGCAGAUCGUACGUACGCCAUCGAGGUUUUCAACAGGUUUAGGGAUGGUACUGGUUUGGAAACUGAUAUGAUUUUUUUGAAACCAAGAAUGGAAUUGGGAAAGCUUAUUAAUGAUGCCGCAUAUAAUGGUGUUUGGGGUGUUGUUCUAGUUAACAAAACACAUAAUGUGGAUGUUCAAACUUUCUACAAAGGUUCACAAGGUGAAACUAAGUUUGAUGAAUAUAUUAGUAUAUCUGCUGAUGACGCAGUCGCCAUUUUCAAUAACAUCAAAAACAAUAGGAAUAAUUCCCGCCCUACUGACUACCGUGCUAUGAACCAUCAGCAAAAUAUGUAUGGCGCUCCUCCACUUCCCGUGCCAAACGGCCCAGCCGUUGGACCUCCCCCUCAGGCAAAUUAUUAUCAAGGUUAUGGUAUGCCACCUCCGCAACAGCAGCAGCAACAAACAUAUGGCCAGUCUUAUGGAAUCCCACCACCAUCCCACGACCAAGGUUAUGGCGCGCAAGCCCCAAUCCCGAUGAAUCAAAAUUACGGUCGCUAUCAAAACUCUAUCACAGCCCCACCGCCUCCACAGCAACAAAUCACUCAAGGUUAUGGUCGCUACCAAGCUGGUCCACCUCCACAACAACCUUCUCAAACUCCAAUGGACCAGCAACAACUAUUAUCUGCCAUUCAAAAUCUUCCACCAAAUGUUGUAUCAAAUUUGCUUUCUAUGGCUCAACAACAACAACAGCAACCUCAUGCUCAGCAACAAUUGGUUGGUUUAAUCCAAUCAAUGCAGGGUCAAGCCCCUCAACAGCAGCAACAGCAGUUGGGUGGUUAUGCCUCAAUGAAUUCAGCGUCUCCUCCUCCUAUGAAUACUAAUUACAAUGGACAAAAUGUACCUGCAAAAUCUCCAGCCCCACCAAUGUCGCACCAACCUCCCCCUCUUCAACAACAACAACAACAACAACAGCAGCAGCAGCAGCAACCUGCCGGAAAUAAUGUUCAAAGUCUUUUAGAUAGUUUGGCAAAACUACAGAAAUAG
This is a messenger RNA of Saccharomyces mikatae IFO 1815, 2448 nucleotides long. It is a transcript of the gene NAB3, whose product is annotated as Nab3p. The transcript has a single exon. Lineage: Eukaryota; Fungi; Ascomycota; Saccharomycetes; Saccharomycetales; Saccharomycetaceae. The record is from RefSeq and is a predicted model, not a curated record. Gene Ontology annotation, molecular function: RNA binding. The coding region runs from base 1 to 2448 and encodes 815 amino acids.